This is a messenger RNA of Salvia hispanica, 1400 nucleotides long. Lineage: Eukaryota; Viridiplantae; Streptophyta; Magnoliopsida; Lamiales; Lamiaceae. The record is from RefSeq and is a predicted model, not a curated record.
GGAGGAGCGGCCGUUGACCACGGACGUGCUCGUGUUUGGUGAUGAUGACUACGACAGCGACGACAGCGACUCCAGCAAUGAUGAGAUCGUGGAGCAUAUCGAUCCAACGCCUUACGACCACAAUGCUCUUCUGCGAUACAUGGUUUUGAUGUGGAUACGACUCUUCCUUCAAGGCUGAAAAUGGGGGGCAGCCCCUUGUGUUUCGACCCAGUUCGGUGGCCUCAUCUCGACGACCCAUACGAUAUUGACUAUGUGAAUAAGGCAGCCAAGCUUGCCAUUGAUGGAAUCAAUCUUGACAAUCUUGAAAUGGAAAACAAAACUAGUUUUGAGCUUGUGGAAGUUACCAAGGUUGUGACUGUGGAACUCCCAUACGAUCUGCUAUUUUUGACUCUAGCUGUAAAAAAAGUUGUCGAAGAAGGAGAAGAAGCAGAAGUGGAAACUAUCCGAGCAGUUGUGCAUCACCCCAUAUGUGAACCGAUGGAACUCCAUCAGUGGAUGUUUGCUAAACCAGAGGUCAUAGCACCGGUAACUGUGGCUGGUUGCAAGCUCGAUAGGAGAGAUGAAGAGUACAGUUUGAGUGUUGAAAUGAUGCCGCUUAUGCAGCAGUUUUGGGAGAUUGAGACUUACAUAGAAUGUUCGGCAGCUAAUAUGCUCCAGAUCCAAGAAGUGUUCUACCUUGCUCAAAAGGCUAUCCUACACCCUACAGCUCCUCUGUUUGAUCAAGAAACCCAAGCUUUAAGGCUACGAUGCAUGAGAGCACUGAAAAGGAUAUUCACUCUUUAUGAUCUUGAUAUGGAUGGUGCUCUCAAUGAUGACGAGCUAAAUGAAUUUCAGAGUGUUGAAUUAACUAGUGAAGCAGAAGAGUUUCUAAAGGGAAUCUUCAGCACAUUCGAUGAGGACAAAAGAGACAACAUCAAGUCUAUAGAGGGAGAGAGAAUUCAGAUGAAGAUGAGGAAUAUUUUCAUCACAUGCUUAUGUUUAGCUUUAGCUUCAGCAGAUACUCUGCAGAAUUCGGAUUUCGAAUGCCCACCAACUGACUGGAAUGAAACAUCCUCUGCGUUCUUUCAACUGAACGGCAGUAGCAUCCCAGGGUGGACACACGACGGCGCAGUGCAGUAUGUCACGGCUGGAGGUGAGCUGUCGCUGCAGUUAUGUUGUUAAGUUGGGAAACCACCAAAUCGCGAAGAAAAAAGAACCAGAGUUUUGAGAAAAUCGAUCUGGGGGAUGGAUUUUCGUGAAAGGCAAAGCGUGUGAUGCCUUACAAUAGUUUGAGGCCUCGAAUGUUAUCCUAUUGUUUAUUCUGUAAUCUUUUUGAUAUAGGAGGGAAUCAUUUUACAUUUUUUUUAAAUGAGCUAAGUUAUCGGGAAAGAAAAAAGAUGGAUUUGUUUGAUUGUAUUAUU